Molecule: messenger RNA, 506 nt
Organism: Trichoderma harzianum CBS 226.95
Lineage: Eukaryota; Fungi; Ascomycota; Sordariomycetes; Hypocreales; Hypocreaceae
Exons: 1
Coding region: 136-438 (100 amino acids)
Source: RefSeq, a predicted model, not a curated record
GUUCUGACGUCUUGCUUCUCUCGCCAUGUUAAUCUCCGCGGUCAAUUACCCGAAGACUGCCAGGGCACAAGCAAGUUCCACGUUCUCGAAUCCCAUUCCCCUCUUUCUCGUUCCAAUCCUACCAACCGGACCCAAAUGGACCGAACGCUUUUGCUACUCGUACGCCGAGGGCCCUUAUCGAUGGGGAUGAGGGGUGAUAAACCAAUUGCCCCUCCUUUCCGUCUUGCUCUGUCUCGUCUUUUUUUAUCGCCAAAAGAUGCCCCUCCAUGGUUUUUUGCGCCCACCCAUUAUCAAUCAUACCAUCACCGUCCGUCUAGUCAGUCAACCGCCUGUUUUUUUCAUCAUCUUGGGGUGGUGCUACUGAUGCAAUUGACGUCUUUUGACAGAUGCUUCGUGACCCAAGGCUUGUCCCAUGCCGUCUCGCUGCUACGACGCUGAAGUCCCUCAGACAACCGAAUCACCUCACUUUGCAGUAGCAUUGGGCUUGAUUUACACGCCGCUUGUUU